Thlaspi arvense is the source of this 1101-nucleotide messenger RNA. NCBI's taxonomy places the organism in Eukaryota, Viridiplantae, Streptophyta, Magnoliopsida, Brassicales, Brassicaceae. The record is from the annotation of a GenBank genome assembly.
AUGAUGAUCGGAGAAACCCGCCGAACUUACCCUACGGUGGAAAUUCCUGCAUGGCCAGCUUCUGAAGAUUUUACAGCGGCGGAGAUUUUUUCUCCGGCGAUGAACAGUCCAGAUUGCAGCAUGCUUGAAGCCUUGGCGGCGUUGCAGCGUUAUCUUCCGUCGAACGAGCCGGAUCCUGAUUCUGACCCGGAUUUAUUGGGUCCGGACUCUCCAAUCGAUGCUUAUUCAUGUGACCAUUUCCGCAUGUACGAUUUCAAGAUCCGGAGGUGUGCUCGUGGUCGGAGCCAUGACUGGACGGAGUGUCCGUACGCUCAUCCCGGUGAAAAGGCUCGCCGGAGAGAUCCGAGGAAGUACCAUUACUCGGGCACGGCUUGUCCUGAUUUCCGAAAAGGUGGUUGCAAGAAAGGAGACACGUGCGAGUUCGCUCACGGAGUUUUCGAGUGUUGGCUUCAUCCAGCUCGUUACCGGACUCAGCCGUGUAAAGACGGCGGUCACUGUCGCCGGAGAGUUUGUUUUUUCGCUCACUCGCCGGAUCAGCUUAGGUAUCUCCCGAAUCGGAGCCCCGAUCGGGUCGACUCCUUUGACGUUUCGUCCCCGAUUCGUCAGUCCUGCGCAAGAGCGUUUCAGCUCUCUAUCUCGCCUGUUUCUGGUUCCCCGCCGAUGAGUCCAAGAGCUGACUCGGAGUCUUCUCCGAUGACUCAGUCACUGAGUCGGUCACUCGGGUCUAGCGCUAUGGACGACGUCGUUACGUCGUUUAGGAACUUACAGUUUGAGAAGGUGAAAUCGUUUCCUCCGUCUUACAGCAACAACCCAUUACGAUGCUACCAAUCCGGAUUCGGGUCUCCUCGAGGAUCCAUCUUGGGUCCUGGGUUUCAAAGUCUGCCCACAACCCCGACCCGACCCGUGAAUCUGGAUAUUUGGGAUAAUGGUUUAGAGGAAGAGCCCGCAAUGGAGCGGGUCGUUGAGUCUGGUCGUGAGCUACGAGCAAAGAUGUUUGAGAAACUGAGCAAGGAAAACUGCAUGGAUCGGGUUGAACCGGAUCCGGAUCAUAACUCGGAUGAAGCUCCUGAUGUCGGGUGGGUAUCUGAGCUGUUGAUGUAG